GUGACUGAAGUCUUAGUCAGUAAAUCAACUUCUAUGCCCCAUAUUGCAACAAUUAAACAGGAUCGGACGAAAUGAGUAGUGAUGCAAAGCCGAAGAAGAGCCUUGUGCUCAAUGCUUUCGUGAUGAUGUGUAGUGGUCAUCAAAGCCCUGGUUUAUGGAGACACCCCGACGAUGAAUCAUGGCGAUUUAACGAAGUAUCACACUGGGUCGAGCUUGCAAAGUUAUUAGAAGAGGCCAAAUUUCACGGCAUUUUCAUUGCUGACGUCCUUGGGGGGUAUGAUGUGUAUAGCAAUUCUUUAGAUCCGGCCAAGAUCUCAGGGGCUCAAUGGCCAGUCAACGAGCCGUUUUCUGUCAUUGCUGCUAUGGCCGCUGCAACAAAGAGCAUCGGGUUCGGUGUUACGGCUUCAACGACAUACGAGCAACCGUAUCACUUUGCAAGACGAUUAUCUACGGUUGAUCAUCUGAGUAAAGGCCGAUUGGGUUGGAAUAUUGUGACGAGUUACCUUGACUCCGCCGCCAAGAACUUGGGCUUCACCGAGCAACCCAAACAUGAUGAUCGCUAUGCACAAGCAGAGGAGUACGUCAAAGUCAUAUACAAGCUCCUCGAGUCAUCGUGGCGGGAUGACGCGGUGAAACUAGAUCGCGAGAAGGGUGUAUACACCCAACCAGACUUGGUGAGACCGAUCAACCACCGGGGCAAGUACUUCACAGUUCCUGGGCCGCAUAUCUGCCAGCCCAGCCCGCAACGAACCCCGUUGAUCCUCCAAGCGGGAACUUCCCGCGCCGGGAAGCAAUUCGCGGCCCAGAAUGCCGAGGCGAUCUUCGUAUCAGCCCAUGCCCCGGAAGUGUGCGCCAAAAGCAUCGCAGAAGUUCGCGAGCUGGCGAAGACUCAGUAUGGCCGGGACCCAACAAACAUCAAAGUCCUAGCACUCGUGACGGCGAUCCUGGGACGUACCGAAGAGGAGGCCCAGGCCAAACUGGCCGACUACCGAAAAUAUGCCUCACAUGAGGGAGCCCUGGCCCUCUUCGGUGGCUGGACUGGUAUUGACCUGAGUAAAUAUGGGGAAGAGGAAGAGCUGAGACAGGUCGACAGCAAUGCUGUGCGAUCUACUGUCGAGGGCUAUGCUCGAUUUGCGCCGGGGACUUCGAAGUGGACAAGGCAGACUGUUGCGGAGCACGUCGCCAUCGGUGGAAAUGGGCCAAUAUUCGUGGGGACACCCUCGCAGGUGGCUGAUGGACUCGAAGUCUGGGUCAACGAGGCAGAUGUUGAUGGGUUCAACUUUGCAUACGCAUUGUUCCCUCAGUCGUUCAAAGACAUCAGCGAGCUCCUUCUUCCUGAGCUUCGUCGCCGAGGGCUGUUCUGGGACGACUACGCCGUACCUGGAGGGACUUACAGGGAGAACUUCUAUCAGAAACCAGGGCAGACAGGGCCGCUUGACGAGCAUAUUGUUUCGUCGUAUAGGUGGAAGGCGGGCGUACCCCCAGGACAACAUAUCAUCCCGGAAUAAGAAGACCCCUGAAAAUACACACGCGGGUCAUGAGAUAUCACCAAUGGGUUUCCAGUGUUGAUGAUGUGUAGGGCACAAAAGUUCAUGUACUUGUAAAUUCUCACUUAGGUACCUAGGUAGGUAUAGUCGGAUAACAAAACAAAAGUCCAAAGUCCUACAGAAGUUAGUAGUAGGAACCUAUAAUCCAC
Molecule: messenger RNA, 1696 nt
Organism: Annulohypoxylon maeteangense
Lineage: Eukaryota; Fungi; Ascomycota; Sordariomycetes; Xylariales; Hypoxylaceae
Product: Nitrilotriacetate monooxygenase component A/pristinamycin IIA synthase subunit A
Exons: 8
Coding region: 72-1508 (478 amino acids)
Molecular function (GO): monooxygenase activity; oxidoreductase activity, acting on paired donors, with incorporation or reduction of molecular oxygen
Source: RefSeq, a predicted model, not a curated record